GAUAUAUUGAUAUGCUUAUUUAGGUCAUCACUGAUACUUUUCAUACAUGUUGAUUAUAUAUACACUGAUAUGUUGUAACUAAUUCGUUAAUUAUAGAAAUGUAUAAUAAACAACCACCGACAAAAAAAAGACAAACACCGUGUGAAGACGAAUGAAUUCGAUAUUUAACCAUCAAUCAAUAUUUCUCUGAACAUCACCGAAAGUUAUACCCGACCCUAACCGGGUUAUUAAUUCGAAUUUGAUUAGCCGGUUUAGAAUUCGUCUUACUUCUUCUUCUUCUUCUUCUUCUUCUUCUUCUUCUUCUUCUAUAUAUAACCCAACUGUUCUUGAAUAUUUCUUUCUUGUGCUUUACUCGUUCAAUCGAUUUCAAAUCUCUUCUGAACUUUUUUCACAUCCAUUGAAAUGGGAAUCUGUGUAUCGCUCAAUCGGAGAGACUCCAACUCUCCCCCAACGGUGAAGAUCGUCUCCGUCAACGGCGAUCUACGGGAAUACAAUGUUCCGGUGCUAGCAUCUCAGGUUCUUGAAGCUGAAUCAUCGGCGGCGUCGUCCUCCUCCUCUUAUUUCAUCUGCGAUUCGGACUCUCUCCACUACGACGAUUUCAUCCCGGCGGUCAAAUCGGAAGAGCCGCUUCACGCCGAGCAGAUCUACUUCGUCCUUCCGAUCUCCAAACGGCGGAACCGUCUAACGGCGCCGGACAUGGCGGCUCUCGCCGUCAAAGCAAGCGUCGCGAUACAAAACUCCGUCGGGAAAGAUUUUCGGCGGCGUAAAAAGGGGAGGAUCUCGCCGAUCAUGGCGCUUACUCAUCAGCCUGACGGUUCCGUUGCUGCUGUUAACGGAGAAGCAAGCGAGUCAACGGCGGUUAGUAAGGGAAGACCGUUGGUGAAGAGAACGACGACGUAUAAGGCUUCGAGUGGUUAUAACCGGUCCGGUUCGGUACGUAAUUUGAGAAGGCAUACUUCGAGGCGAGCAAAGUUGGCGGUUCGAUCGUUUAGGCUGAAGCUUUCAACGAUCCACGAAGGCUCCGUCGUUUAGAUUGGCUAUAUAAUAACUCUUUGUCGUAUUUAUUUUUGCGAGGCUCAAACAAAUGAGAAAUUAAAAAAUGAAAAACCAGUAUUAGAAUAUAAGCAUAAUAUUAUUUGCAAUUUUGUUUUCGUUUGUUAUAAACUGAUGCAAGUCUGUAUAUUUCUUUUCUUUUACGCGCUUUGUUUGUAUGUUUGAUUGUAUAUAGAAAACUCUUGUAUAUAUUGGUCACGUACCUCACGCUAUAGAAAAGCAUAUAUGUUACCAAA
This is a messenger RNA of Brassica napus (rape), 1289 nucleotides long. RefSeq lists its product as uncharacterized. Lineage: Eukaryota; Viridiplantae; Streptophyta; Magnoliopsida; Brassicales; Brassicaceae. The record is from RefSeq and is a predicted model, not a curated record. The transcript has a single exon. Bases 403 to 1032 code for a protein of 209 amino acids.